CGCCGCUUCGAAGGAUCCUCCUCGGGGUCACGUCGCAUCUGUGACCCCAAGCUUCCCCAGGUUGACGGGGCGCUAUAGGGCACGCGGGAAUACGUCCCGCGAAUGGUGUUUAGGGGCAGGCAGAGAUCGGUGUACACCUGGCAGGUGGCUGCUGCCUGCUGCUGCUGGCUGGGAUGUCUCCUCCACCUGUUGAUCAGCGUUGCCACAGGUCUCCUUUCCUCAUCGAUCCGCCAGUGGCCUGCUGGAGCUCUCUUUGGGAACUUACACGUACUACGUCUAUCCCGGUGGUGUGUGUGUGCUUGUCUGUUCGUCCUUUGUGAUCAAAGUCACAAACUACCAGGCAAACAAUCAUGUGACAUAAGGCUAUCCAAGCACUCUGGGCAGCGCGGCGUGCUCAGGGUUCCAACAACUCAAUAUCCAGAGCUUCAGUUAAGUAUUCUGCCACUGAUGCAGACUCUCCCUGCUCAGGGAAUGUUCAAGCUUCUACUACCUCCACCACCACCACUGUUAUUACCACCACUCCAGCCAAUGCUACCUUAGGACACACUGCUGCCUCCCACGGGGGCAGUAGACGCACCAGCAAAGCUGCAUCCAUUACCACAGCCGCCAUCUCCGGGGAAGGAGGAGAAGGGAGCACAAAUGUUUGCAGUACCAGUCCAACAGCCAGUAAUGCUGCUGCCACCAUUACUCACACGGUCAAAAUGCUCAGUCCCAAAAUGCAGCGCACAAUCAGAAUAAACGAGAACCAGGUAUUGAUGCUCGCUGAAAAGGCCAGACACGACCAUAACUAUUCAGGCUAUCUUUACAAGAGGUCCUCUGACACAAACAAAUGGCAGUUGAGAUGGUUCAUACUCUACCAGAACCUGUUGUUCUAUUCCGAAAACGAAUCAAGUGUCAAGCCCUCUGGCGUGAUUAUGCUGGAGGGCUGCUAUGUCGAGAGACUGAUCACCAACACCAAAAACAAAGAUACAGAAAAGCAGUUUUGCUUUGCAAUCACUUAUCGCCGGGAGAACCAGAGGCAGUAUGACCUGCGGGCAGAGACCGAAAGCGAUGGCAAGGCCUGGAUGGAGGUCAUUAGGCAGGCCUCAUUCAACAAACUCCUGCUGCAGAAGGAAGAGCUGGAACAGAAACACCUCCACCUGCUACAGAUCGUCGAGAGCGAGAAGACGGCCAAGUGGCAGUACACCCAGCAGUGCGAAGAACUCACAUCAGAGAUCAAGAAACUCCGGGCAGAACUAUGCUCUUUGAAGAAGGAGUGGCGAGUGGUCCCAUCCAGGAGACUUGAAGACCUUCCAGAAGACUCUGAGGAAAUCAAGAAGAUCAAAAAGGUUCAGAGCUUCUUCAGGGGUUGGCUGUGCCGGAGGCGUUGGAAGCAGAUUGUGGAGGAGUACAUAAGGUCUCCUCAUGCCGAGAGUAUGAGGAAGAGGAACAGCUUGGUUUUCCGAAUGGUCGAGGCAGAGGAGGAGUACGUGGAGCAACUCAAUCUCUUAGUAUCCUGCUUUCUGCGACCCUUCAAGAUGGCUGCUUCCAGCAAGAAGCCUCCGUGCAGUCAUGAGGAUGUUAACAGCAUAUUCCUCAACUCUGAAACGCUGCUCUUCCUCCACCAGAUCUUCUUGAAAGGACUUUCGGCAAGGAUGGAAAGUUGGCCCACUCUAGUUCUCGCCGAAGGAUUGCGGAUCGGUUUUGGUGACCUGUUCGACAUGCUCUUGCCAAUGCUGAGUAUCUACCAAGAGUAUGUCAGGAACCACCACUACAGCCUGCAAGUCUUGGCAGAAUGCAAGCAGAACCAGCACUUUGGGGCUUUCCUGAAUCGACUCGAGAACAAGCCAAGUCUCCAAGGAAGGACGCUGGAGACAUUCCUUACCUACCCCAUGCAUCAGGUCCCACGUUACAUCAUCACUUUGCACGAGCUUCUGGCCCACACUCCCCACAAUCACGUGGAGAGGAAGAGCCUGGAUCAUGCCAGGCUGGAGCUGGAAGAUCUCUCGAGGCAGAUGCACGAUGAGGUGAGCGAGACAGAGAACAUCCGCAAGAACCUGGCCAUUGAGCGCAUGAUCGUUGAGGGCUGCGACAUCCUGCUCGACGUCAACCAGAUGUUCGUGCGUCAGGGUUCCUUAAUCCAAAUCCUGGGAGACCACCCUUCAAUCAACAAGACUCGUCUGGGCCACUUCAAGAGUGAGAAGGAAGCUGUUCGUCAGUGCUUCCUCUUCAGCAACCACUUCAUCAUGGCGACAAGGACAUCUGCUGGCAAGCUGCACUUGGUCUCAGGGGUCGGCAAAAUCGCACUCAACGACGCCACUCUCAUCGAAGACCCCAGCGAGGAAUUCUGCCAUGCUGACGACGCAGACUCGACCGUGAGCUCCUUCUCCUCCCAGAGCAGCAGCGCCAGCGAUAGCUCAGUAGCCAGCAACAGCGACGCGUCGGGUAUGGGACCAAAUUUCGCUGUGGAGCAGACUAACCUCGACUUCAAGAUCGUCGUGGAGCAGAAGAGUGGCCUCCCGAUCGUCAUCCAUCUCGUUGCUCCUACGAUGCAGGAGAAGCAGGCUUGGAUCAGCGACAUCAGCCACUGUCUGGACAACGUUCACUUCAACAACUUCUUCCGCUCGUCUAUGUCUGACACUUCCUCUAUAACGAUGCCCCACUUCAUUAAGAACGACCCCAAACUCUUCAGGGACGACAUUGACAUCAGGUUCUCCCGCACGCUGAACUCUUGCAAGGUACCCCACAUCCGUUACGCUACUCCUGAGAGGCUCCUAGAACGGCUGACGGAUUUGCGUUUCUUAUCUAUCGACUUCCUGAACACCUUCCUCCUGACUUAUCGCGUGUUCACCGACGGCGUUACCGUUUUAGAGGCUCUGAAGAAGGUCUAUUACAAUCCAGAAUUUAACGAACAGAAUAUGGACGACUCAAGGGACUCGUCUGUCGAGAGAUCUCCAGAGUAUGUAUCGUCUCCUCCACCGGACACGGACAGCGGUCUUAAUUCUCCCAGAGGAUCCUCAGCUUUUAGUGCUUUCUCUGGAAUUGAGAUCGAUGUACCAGACGAGAGUUACUGGAUCUUUGACGUCCAGGUGGCAAAAGCUUCGGGGGACAUUCACUGGCGUUUGUCAUACAGGAAAUCUGAAGAGGAGCCGAGUGACCAGGACGACGUGGCAAGAAGAACUCUUGAGGACUUGGCAAAUCUAAACAAAACGAACCUUCAAAACACAGAGGAACAACAACAACAGCAGCAACAACAACAAUGUGGUGAUUUAUCAGAGAGUUCACCUACUUCCCCAUCAAGCCCCAAAAAGGUUGAAAUCAUACGGGGGACCAUACCAAACAUUAACGAAGAGGACAUCAAGAACCCCACAUCACCAAAAGGACAGCAGCAGUCAGAGGACAAGGCUAAUGUGACUGAAAAUGAGGAAGAAAAUGAAGUGAACGGUAAUCAACUCGGCAGCCCAACAGAUGCCUCUGAAUCUACCCUGGAAGGAGAAGAGGAUCCAGAUCUACUAGAUUCAUCAGAAUGGCGCCUGUCGCUGGAAAAUGACCGGAGGAAUUCCCGAGGCAGGAACAGCCGACGUCCUUCUCAUCUUCUGGACAACUUCCCCGCUUCAAACUACCCAGAGGCAGUGCACCGGCUGUCCUUGACACAGACGAUGUUCCCUCUGGAAGAGCAACCACAGACUGAAGAUGCCAGUUCUGAUUCUGAAUCCGAAGAGGACAUGGACACCCUCGAGGUGAACACCAACCACGGCCCAACUAACGACCCUUUCAACAACAUUGCCACGACGUCGGCAGGUGGAUUCCUGAUGGUGGACGAAGGGACUGGAGGAUUCUCCCACAACCAGUGGUCCAAGAGGCUCAGCGGAGAGAGUGAAUACAGUCUUUUAGCUUUGGGAGGACUCACGUCACCUAGGUCGAGCAUUCACACCAUCACGCCAAGAUCCUCUUUCCAGGUGCCAGACUCACCAUCCCAUUCAGUGCCCAGAGUUGGGGUUGUCAUCACCUCCUCCAGGCAGUCCCAGCGCAGGUGCAGCAGUGCUUCUGCUGCAGCAGCCUUUGCUGUUGCUACAGCAGGUUCGAGUAACCCUCGUGACAUAACAAACGUACCUCCUCUGGACCAGUUCUCUCUUACCGACUGCCGAAGAGCAUCGUUCAGAGAACGGCCUCGACAGGAAUCCAUCAUCUCAACAGCGGCCACAAUGAGGGUACUCAAUGUUCUUCGCCACUGGGUAUCCAAGCACUCACAGGACUUCGAUACGGACUCGCAGCUGAGAGCAUUAACCAUUGAAUUCCUUGAUGACAUGGCAUGUAGUCCAUCUCUGCUUCCUGCUGAACACAAAGCUGCCUCACAGCUACUGAAGCUCCUGGCCAAGGAAGAGCCCCCCGAAACACAAGUGGAGCUGAGCACGCUCCUUGCUCCACCAUCGACUCCUAGUCGUGAGAGCAUUGAAACACUUUCAGCUUUAGAAGUAGCCGAGCAGAUGACCUACACUGACCAUCAGAUCUUCAUCUCCAUCAGGAGCGAAGAAUUCUUAAAGACGUCUUGGAUGAAGCCAGAUAAGGAGGAGAAAGCCCCCUAUAUUUUACUCAUCACCCGGCGUUUCAACGAGGUGUCAAGGCUAGUGGCAUCGGAGGUGCUCCGAGCCACAACCAUACUCUCCAGAGUAGCCGUUAUUGAGAAGUGGGUCGCCGUAGCCGACAUCUGUCGAUGCCUUCACAACUUCAAUGGCGUGCUUCAGGUUUGUGCAGCUUUCCAGAACACCUCAGUGUUUCGACUCAAGAAGACCUGGGAGAGAGUCUCCAAAACGACUCGUCAGACGCUGGAAAAGCUGCAGGCGCUCGUGUCUUCUGACGGUCGAUUCCGGAACCUUAGGGACGCUCUCCAUCGAUGUGACCCACCAUGUAUUCCCUACCUGGGCAUGUAUCUCACUGACCUGUCGUUCAUCGAGGAAGGAACACCCAACUUCACAGAUGAUGGGCUCCUUAAUUUCUCUAAAAUGAGGAUGAUUGCCCACGUCAUCCGUGAGAUCAGGCACUUCCAACAGACGCCGUACAAGAUCGAAUACAACCCCCGCGUCACCUCCUACCUGCUCGACCCAUCCCUCCUGAUGAGCGACGACAACCUCUACCGCCUCUCCCUGGACUUGGAACCACGCAGAUCUACCCUCACGAACGUCACUGAGCCUCUCCUUCCGACCACAGCCACGGGAACGGCUGCAACUGCCACCACCACCACCACUUACUCCUCCUCUUCCUUCUCCUCCUUUUCAUCCUCAUCCUCCUCUACAUCCUCAGCUUCAUCCUCCUCCUCUUCCUCUUCCUCGUCUUCAUCCUCUUCUACUUCUUCGUCGUCUUCCUCCAUCUCGCUUUCCUGACAGCGACAACUUACAACCAACGAUGUCUUGGUUAAUCUAUGAUAAUCGCCCUCCUCCACUAAAGGGUUAAUCAAUCUAUGAAGAUCAUCCUCUCCAACAAAGAAGGGCUUAUCAGUCUAUGAAGAUCACCUCCACUAAUGCCCAUGAAGAUCACCUCCAACAAAAGGGCCCCUAUUAACCUAUGAAGAUCACCUCCAACAAAGAGAGGCUUAUCAAUCUAUAAAGAUUGCCCCCAACAAAGAAGGACUAACUAAUAUAUGAAGAUUGCCCCCCCAAACA
Molecule: messenger RNA, 5639 nt
Organism: Macrobrachium nipponense
Lineage: Eukaryota; Metazoa; Arthropoda; Malacostraca; Decapoda; Palaemonidae
Product: ras-specific guanine nucleotide-releasing factor 2-like
Exons: 30
Coding region: 702-5360 (1552 amino acids)
Biological process (GO): Ras protein signal transduction; positive regulation of GTPase activity
Cellular component (GO): plasma membrane
Molecular function (GO): protein binding; guanyl-nucleotide exchange factor activity
Source: RefSeq, a predicted model, not a curated record